UUUGCGCCGCUAGAUGACCUUACUAGUCUAACGUCUUCUGCACUUUAUUGCCGUUUCGUGAUAUUCUGUCUUACUAAUAAGUGAUUUUUUGUAAGGAUGUCUCUUCGCGUCUUGGUUGGUUGUAAACGUGUUAUUGACUAUGCUGUUAAGAUCCGUGUUAAACCUGACAAAUCUGGAGUCAUCACCGAAGGAGUGAAGCACUCUAUGAACCCGUUUGACGAGAUUGCAAUUGAGGAAGCUGUACGCAUGAAAGAAAAGAAGGUUGCCAAAGAAAUCGUAGCUUUCUCCUGUGGUCCAACUCAAUGCCAGGAAACACUCAGGACCGCUCUCGCAAUGGGAGCGGACAGGGGAAUUCACGUUGAAGUUUCAGGGCCAGAGUAUGAAACACUGCAGCCAUUGCACAUUUCUAAAAUGUUGGCUAAACUGGCAAAAGAUGAGCAGAUUGACCUAAUAAUUGUUGGGAAACAGGCUAUUGAUGAUGACUGUAACCAAACAGCCCAAAUGACAGCUGCUCUGCUAAAUUGGCCACAGGCUACUUCUGCUUCCAAGAUUGAAGCCAAGGAUGGCAGCUUGCAGGUGGUACGUGAGAUUGACGGAGGCCUCGAAACAAUUAAGGUGAAACUACCAUCGGUCGUCAGUGCCGACUUGCGUCUCAAUGAGCCGCGCUACGCUACCCUUCCUAACAUCAUGAAAGCCAAGAAAAAGCCCAUAAAAAAAAUGGCGCCUAAAGAUUUAGGCGUCGACGUUAGCCCCCGAAUUCAAGUAGUCACGGUCGAGGAACCACCCGUACGACAAGCCGGCGCCAAGGUCGAGAAUGUGGACGCCGUGAUAGAGAAACUGAAAGCCCUUGGUCACGCCUAAAUUUGCAGGAAUUGCAAUGAAAAACAUCCGAAGAAACCUCAAUAUGACUGGUUUCUGUUGUAGUUCUGCUUUAUCAAUGCAAAUUGUGUUCGAAAGAAUGUUAUAACGGAAAAGAAUACAAGACCUUAUUAUACUUA
This is a messenger RNA of Daphnia carinata, 998 nucleotides long. It is a transcript of the gene Etfb, whose product is annotated as electron transfer flavoprotein subunit beta-like. Gene Ontology annotation, cellular component: cytosol. The record is from RefSeq and is a predicted model, not a curated record. NCBI's taxonomy places the organism in Eukaryota, Metazoa, Arthropoda, Branchiopoda, Diplostraca, Daphniidae. The coding region runs from base 97 to 861 and encodes 254 amino acids. The transcript has 6 exons. Gene Ontology annotation, molecular function: electron transfer activity.